Messenger RNA from Cyprinodon tularosa, 1504 nucleotides. Its product is annotated as THAP domain-containing protein 3-like. The record is from RefSeq and is a predicted model, not a curated record. The transcript has 7 exons. NCBI's taxonomy places the organism in Eukaryota, Metazoa, Chordata, Actinopteri, Cyprinodontiformes, Cyprinodontidae. The coding region runs from base 317 to 1153 and encodes 278 amino acids.
UAACUGCGGCCUAAGAUGACGGAUCUAGCGGCAGUAAGGCGGCGGGUGGUUCUGGUGGUGAGCGGUUUAGCCGAGGCGCUGCUGAGGGAGAUCCGGACCGUGGAGGAGAAGGUCUCCUUCACCGGCAUGAAGCCCCGGACCGAGGUAGGCUAACUGCUGCUAACGCCUAACACCAUAGAUAUCCAUAAUAAAGGCUAGAUGUCUUACGCCGGAGUCUCAAACGUCAUCACCGGGCGGCCAUCUUGCCUCAGGCAGGCUUUCUGUUGUGCUCUGUGGUACUUAAUGUAAGGAAUUUGCUGGGUUUAUUUAUAGGAAGAUGCCAGACUUUUGUGCAGCCUACGGAUGCUCCAAUCGCCGUAGUGUCAAAACGAGAGCCAGUGGGAUCACCUUUCACACGUUUCCCAAAAAUGGAAAGAUGAGGAAGCUGUGGGAACUUGCCCUAAGAAGGGACAGUUUUGUUGCGACUGACAGGACUCUGCUUUGCAGUGAGCACUUCAGGAGUGAGGAUUUUGACCGAACAGGGCAGACAGUCCGACUUAAAGAUGGUGUUGUGCCCAAAAUCUUCAAUUUUCCAGCUCAUCUUCAAAGGCUAGUAGCCACAAGAAACACAACCACCUCUAGAAGAGUGGAAGACAACCUGCCAAUGGACGUGUCCCAGGAUGUACCUCAACCUGAUGCUGAGGAAGUGGGAGCUGCAGUGGACCAGCUGUGUCUGGAAGCUGUGGAUAAAAUCCUGAAGAUAAUGGAAGUGAACAUGGCCACAGAGGAAGUGACCGCUGGAGAAGCUCCGCCUCCACCUGAUGACGGCUGUGGAAGCUCAACGAGGACUGCAGUGGACCAGCUGUGUCUGGAAGCUGUGGAUAAAAUCCUGGAGAUAAUGGAAGUGAACGUGGCCACACAGGAAGUGACCGCUGGAGAAGCUCCGCCUCCACCUGAUGACGGCUGUGGAAGCUCAACGAGGACCGAGACAGAACAAGGUGAAAAGGCAGCCAUCGCUGAAGCCGGCAGAGACCACGCCUACAUCCUCCUGCUCAUAAGCCCCGCUGGAGACGCUGGGAACCUGCUGGUGGCGCUGCAGACCACCGACAGCGCUGAGGGUGAGUUAGAGAAGAAGAACGGAUCCCUGAGGAGCUGCUGCUAUAAUCUGGCCUGAAACAUUCAUCGGAUUAAUUGAUUGUUGAGAUUAUUUAUACAGCAUGGAAUCAAUUCCACACGUCAUCAUCUCAAAGCGACCCGCUAUGAGCAGCAAUUAUACCAAGAUUGUAAAAAAAUACGUAAACAAUUUAAAUUAAGGAUAAAUGUUUCUGCCUGUAAAUCUGCUCUAUGACUCACAAGUCGAAAAGUUUCAGUUUCAACUGGUUUCAUUUCGUAAAAUAAUCAUCUUUUUUAGGAACCUUUAGCUAUCUGAUUAUUAAUCCAUUAAUUAAAAAACGUAUUAAUUGAUUUGCAAAUGAAUGUUUAGUUGCAGCUCUUGUUAUUUAAAUGUGAGCAGCUCCCUCUGCUG